Molecule: messenger RNA, 939 nt
Organism: Didymodactylos carnosus
Lineage: Eukaryota; Metazoa; Rotifera; Eurotatoria; Philodinida; Philodinidae
Source: the annotation of a GenBank genome assembly
AUGAAAACUAUGAUUUAUAUAGAUUUUGGUGGUGGACAAGAAACAAAAACAUUGACAGCUCCUCAAGAUGCUUUGGAUAGUACACCUAUUGAUAUGAAUUUCUUCAAUGAUGGUGGCAGUGACAAUAACGCCGAGAUCAAGACAAAUGCAGUUUACAAUCCGAUUGUCAACAAUGAAUCAAGCGUAUCUAGUUUCACUGACAACAGCCAUACUAUGAAAGACAAUAUAGAGAAACAGAAUAAUGAUCUAUUCGUCUUAGGAGACAAUCAACAAUCGAAUGUGAUAGAUUCAACAAACAUUGCUAAUGAUGACUUUCUAUCAAAUGCUGAAAAGCCAGAUAAAACUGAUUUCACCGAGGGGUCAACGGAACAACAACAACCUAUUCUUGUUGACGAACAAGAAUAUCCAUCAAAAGCAGACGAUAAACAAUCAGUUGUCGAUUACUAUAAUAAUGAAACUACAAUAACAAAUGAUCAAACACAUUUUACAACUCCCUUACAACAAGAAGAACACUCAACAACAUUGUCAAAUCCAAAUUAUGAACAAUUUGAUGAGGACGAAAGCGCGUCAAUAUCAUUUUCGUCACUUACCAUAACCAUGGAUGAAAAACGUCGAUCAGAAAUUGCGGAAAAAGAUGCAAAAGAAGAGAAACAAAUUAAUGAAUUAAAACAACAAGCUAAAAAUGAUUUAAAUCAAUGGUACAAUGAAAGAAAAAAACGGACGGAUGAAAAACGAAAACAAAUAAAAAAUGAUGAAGAGAUUCUUCGAGCUAAAGCAGGCGAAAAAAGUGUAAAACAAUCAUGCGAUUGGGAAAAAGUAUUACAACUCGUUGAUUUUUCUCCGUCAUCAUCAAUAACAAAAUCAAAACGAGAUUUAUCACGAAUGAAAUCUAUAAUGUUGAAUGCAAAACAAUCCACAAAAAUGCCCAAUGGAAUCUAA